Hibiscus syriacus is the source of this 958-nucleotide messenger RNA. Its product is annotated as chaperonin-like RbcX protein 2, chloroplastic. The coding region runs from base 139 to 762 and encodes 207 amino acids. Gene Ontology annotation, molecular function: protein folding chaperone. NCBI's taxonomy places the organism in Eukaryota, Viridiplantae, Streptophyta, Magnoliopsida, Malvales, Malvaceae. The transcript has 5 exons. Gene Ontology annotation, biological process: ribulose bisphosphate carboxylase complex assembly. The record is from RefSeq and is a predicted model, not a curated record.
AAAAACUGUGUGGUUAACCUUCAACUCCCCCCCCUGCACAAACAAUACUUUCCAUUUUCUUCAAUUGUACAUCUUUGCCCCUCAAUCUCGAGUCACACUGAUCAGCUCAUCGGGUUUGAGCCGAGUUCACCAACAAAGAUGGUGGGGGCUUUAUCCGUGGUGAGUUCAUCAGUCAUGGAGUCUCAGGCCGGUCCUUGUUUGUGCCUGGAAGCAUUGCCAUCCGACACCAUCGGCCUGAAAAGAAAGGCAAGGCCCGGUUCGGUCGAAUUAGGCAGCUCCUUCGUCGGUUCAUGGCCUGAUUGGAGGCUGUCUUCCAAGAUGAUUUUUAACAAGGGUUGGAGGAAGCAGCGCAAGGACCGUGGGCUAGUGGUUGUUGAUAAUUUGGGAGGGCAGUACGAAGAAACUUUCGGUGAUGUUCAAAAGCAAUUACUCAAUUACUUCACAUACAAAGCAGUGAGGACUGUUCUUAAUCAGCUUUAUGAAAUGAAUCCUCCAAAAUAUACAUGGUUUUAUCAGUACGUUGCAUCAAAUAAGCCCAGCGAUGGCAAACUUUUCUUACGCAGGCUCGGGAAGGAGAAUCAAGAGCUUGCUGAGAGAGUGAUGAUAACAAGGCUUCAUUUGUAUGGGAAAUGGAUUAAGAAAUGCGAUCAUGCUCAAAUAUACAAUAAGAUUUCGGAAGAGAACUUGGAACUGAUGCGCGAGCGGCUAAUGGAAACUGUGGUUUGGCCCUCCGAUGACACAAACCCUGACAAGAUUGGCUGAAGGGGAUGCCAUUGCCAUCCAUUGGCAUUUCUUCUCUCUUUUGAUACAGCCUUGGCUGACAUUUCUGUAGAAUUACUGUGUUUGCUUAAAUAUAGUUUCCAGCUCUGUAUACUAUGGAUUGUGCAUUCAGAUUAUUAAAUAUUAUCCAUGAUUUUGCAUUGGAAGGGAAGGUAGCCAUUUCAACUUGUUCAUUCAA